AUGCUCCUCCUCGACUACCAGAAUGUCCUCAUCCAAUCCCUGCUGACCGAACGCUUCUCCGGCGCCCCUCCCACCUCCAUUGACCAGGUCGUCUCGGACUUUGACGGCGUCGCAUUCCACAUCUCCACACCCACGAGCAAGACCCAGAUACUCAUUUCGCUCUCGAUCAAAUGCUACCGCGAGCUGCUGCAGUACGGGGCCGAGCAGGUCCUGCAGAGGGAGUAUGGGAACUACAUCACGGGCACGGAAGCAGGCUACGACUUUAGCAUUCUGGUCGACCUGGAGAAUCUGCCGCCGACGGCGGAGGAAAAGGAGGAGUUGGUGAGGCGGAUCAGUCUGCUCAAGAGGAACGUCAUGGCCGCGCCUUUCGAGAAGGCGUUUGACGAGUUCGCGCAGUUGGCCGACGAGGCGAGCAAAUAUACGUCCGAGUCGGCCCCGCAAGGCGUCAAGGAAGGAGGCGACGUGAUGUCGAUCCACUACCGCGAGGAAGAGGCCAUCUAUAUCAAAGCCAGCCACGAUCGGGUCACGGUCAUCUUUUCCACCAUGUUCACGGACGCCGUGGACAGGAUCUUCGCAAAGGUGUUUUUGCAGGAGUUUGUGGAUGCCAGACGGAGAGCCAUCCAGAAUGCGCCCCAGGUUCUAUUCCGGAGCGAUCCGCCGUUGGAGUUGCAAGGCUUGAGGGGUGUCGGGAAGACGGGCGAGAAGGGUGAAAUGGGCUUUAUUACAUUUGUGUUAUUCCCUCGUCACCUCACCCGCCAGCGACGGGACGAGGUCAUCUCCCACAUCCAGACCUUCCGCGACUACUUCCACUACCACAUCAAAGCCUCCAAGGCGUACAUCCAUUCGAGAAUGAGACGCCGGACGGCCGAUUUCUUGCAAGUCCUCAACCGUGCCAGACCAGAGACAGAGGAACGCGAAAGGAAAACUGCGAGUGGUCGGACUUUUAGAGUGCAAGGGUAG
Molecule: messenger RNA, 960 nt
Organism: Fonsecaea nubica
Lineage: Eukaryota; Fungi; Ascomycota; Eurotiomycetes; Chaetothyriales; Herpotrichiellaceae
Exons: 3
Coding region: 1-960 (319 amino acids)
Biological process (GO): Arp2/3 complex-mediated actin nucleation; actin filament polymerization
Cellular component (GO): Arp2/3 protein complex; actin cytoskeleton
Molecular function (GO): structural constituent of cytoskeleton; actin filament binding
Source: RefSeq, a predicted model, not a curated record